UAAUUUCCGCAAAGGGACAUACUCGAGCAAAUGUACUGCUCUUAGCCCCUCGUAUUUUCUCAUUUGACAGCCUGAGGUGUCAAGGACGAAAACACUUUUCAGACCUCUGUAUUUUGCCCGUUGCCGGAGUUCCUGGCAUUUGUUUACGCAUUUCAAGGUGGAGAAAACAUUUCCAUUUCAAAUAGUCUCUACCCAAUGGCUGAGUCUCCUGCUAAGGCAGCAGCAGAUGAGCCAAAGGCAGCCGCUUCGCCAGCAGUCGAAGCCAAGUCACCUGAACCUAAGGCUGCCAAACCAAAGCCAAUGAAGGCGAAAUCGCCGGCGAAGCCAGCUGCUACGAAGGAGAAGAUUAAACACGACCACCCGAAAUACGUUGAGAUGGUGAAGGAAGCCAUAAUGGCAUUGAAGGAAAGAAAUGGUUCCAGCGUACAGGCGAUAUCCAAAUUUAUCGAGCAGCAGUAUCCGGACCUUCCUAGCAACUGGAAGAAGACGCUUGCUGUCCAAUUGAAGAACUUGACCAAGACUGGUAAGCUUGUGAAGGUGAAGGCUAGCUUCAAGCUUGGUGAGGAGCUGAAGAAGGAAAAGACUCCUACGGCGCCUGCAAAGGCCAAAGCAGUUCCGGUGAAAGUAGCAAAGCCAAAACCCGAGGCAAAGCCAAAGCAGAAGGCAGCAGCAAAGCCGAAACCCAAGGCUGCCAAACCUACGGCAGCUAAGAAGCCUGCUGCGAAAUCCCCUAAAACAAAGGUUGGAGAGAAGAAGUCGACUGGUGCGGCAAAGCCAAAGGCAGCCUCUCAGAAGGCGGCCACACCCAAGGCAGCCACGCCCAAAAAGGCCAAGGGUUCUCCUAAGAAGUCAGCGGCUAAGAAGGCUAAGCCAGCUGCUAAGAAAUGAGCCUUGCACAUUGUUUUUUUGUAUAGCUAGUGGUCUUGUAAUUUUGAGUGAAGGUAUGCGUGUUAGCCAAGCUGUAAAAUGAUCUUGUUGGAAAUAUCUCAAGGACU
This is a messenger RNA of Closterium sp. NIES-67, 995 nucleotides long. The record is from the annotation of a GenBank genome assembly. NCBI's taxonomy places the organism in Eukaryota, Viridiplantae, Streptophyta, Zygnematophyceae, Desmidiales, Closteriaceae.